CUUCUAGACGGAACCAAAGGACCGACAUAUCAACUCCAUGAAACCGGAAGCGGCAUAUAUCUGCAACGCACAAGGUAGAAGUAGUAAUGCUAGGCUAGAGUCACAUUGAAGUCUCCGGCUGAGGUUUCAGAGCGGGGUUGCCGGGUUUCAGAUGAAGUUGGUGGAUGGAAAGUUAGCCUGACAAUGUUUACCUCAAGAGUUGUACCUCGUCUUGGCCAGCUUUGUAGAGUGACAAAUAAACUUCAAAACCAUGGGCAGAUCUUGAGGGAAAAUCGACCACUUGCUCUUCGUGUUUGCUGCUCCAAUUUUAAUCCGAAACUCCGAAGCUACUCGACUGCAGCAGACAACAGGUCGCCUCCGCGAUGGGUCCAGCUUGAGCAUGAACUGGACGAGGCUCUCGUGCCUCGCAAUCUCUCUGUGAGCCCUCUGGAGACCUGGCUGUGUCUGCGCUACUCCCUCCCUCCCCUCCUGGAGGCUCCACUGGCCCAGGAAGAGGCGGUGGGGGAGGCGUUGGAGGAGAAGGUGCUGCCACCUUCCUCUGUACCUGUGAUGGAGGAUGGCGAGGGCACGGUGACGCCUCUGAGCUGUAAGAAUGUUCUGGAGAUCAGGCGGCGCAAAAUGAACCAUCACAAGUACAAGAAGCUGAUGAAACGGACCAAGUUUUUAAGAAGGAGGGUGCUUGAGGGUCGGGCAAAGAGGAAGCAGAAGCGGUUUGAGAAGGACCUGACGCGGAUCUGGAGACGGGCUGGACUGAAGAAGGCUCCAGAGGGAUGGUCUCCUCCGAAGAUAUUCAUUAAACGGCACGGAAACAGGCAGAACUGAGGUCUCUGCUGUCUGUCUCCAGGCACCGACCCCGCCAUACUGGACUGCUCUGGACAGCUCUCCUUUCAAACUACUUUGUUUCAACCCUGGAAAUAUUUGACAGUGUUGUCAGCCUAUACCAUGUGUUGAAUAAGUUAUCAAGUACAGAUAGAGCGUUUAAUAAAUACAAUGACAUGUUCAAAAAUGUG
Messenger RNA from Gadus morhua (Atlantic cod), 1010 nucleotides. RefSeq names its product aurora kinase A interacting protein 1 (gene aurkaip1). The record is from RefSeq and is a predicted model, not a curated record. The transcript has 4 exons. NCBI's taxonomy places the organism in Eukaryota, Metazoa, Chordata, Actinopteri, Gadiformes, Gadidae. Gene Ontology annotation, cellular component: mitochondrion. The coding region runs from base 184 to 822 and encodes 212 amino acids.